Rhineura floridana is the source of this 1557-nucleotide messenger RNA. RefSeq names its product NK2 homeobox 1 (gene NKX2-1). Bases 4 to 1053 code for a protein of 349 amino acids. The transcript has 2 exons. Gene Ontology annotation, cellular component: nucleus. Gene Ontology annotation, biological process: cell differentiation; regulation of transcription by RNA polymerase II. NCBI's taxonomy places the organism in Eukaryota, Metazoa, Chordata, Lepidosauria, Squamata, Rhineuridae. The record is from RefSeq and is a predicted model, not a curated record. Gene Ontology annotation, molecular function: RNA polymerase II cis-regulatory region sequence-specific DNA binding; DNA-binding transcription factor activity, RNA polymerase II-specific.
AUCAUGUCGAUGAGCCCAAAGCAUACGACUCCUUUCUCAGUGUCUGACAUCUUGAGCCCCUUGGAGGAAAGCUACAAGAAAGUGGCCAUGGAGGGGAGUAACUUGGGGGCUCCUCUGGCAGCUUACAGGCAAUCGCAGGUGGCUCAGCCGGCCAUGCAGCAGCACCCCAUGGGCCACAAUGGGACGGUCACCGCUGCCUACCACAUGACAGCCGCCGGGGUCCCUCAACUCUCCCACACCGCCAUGGGGGGCUACUGCAAUGGCAACAUGGGCGACCUGCCGCCUUACCAGGACACCAUGAGGAACGGCGCUUCCGCCACCGGGUGGUACGGGGCCAACCCGGACCCCCGCUUCUCCACAAUCUCCCGCUUCAUGGGCCCGUCGUCGGGGAUGAACAUGGGAGGCAUGGGCAGCCUGAGCUCGUUGGGCGACGUGAGUAAGAGCAUGGCCCCGCUACAAAGCACGCCUCGGAGGAAGCGCCGCGUCCUCUUCUCGCAGGCCCAGGUGUACGAGCUGGAGAGGCGCUUCAAGCAGCAGAAGUACCUCUCGGCCCCGGAGCGGGAGCACCUGGCCAGCAUGAUCCACCUGACGCCCACCCAGGUCAAGAUCUGGUUCCAGAACCACCGCUACAAGAUGAAGCGGCAGGCCAAGGACAAAGCGGCGCAGCAGCAGAUGCAGCAGGAGGGCGCCUCUUGCCAGCAGCAGCAGCAGCAGCAGUCGCCCCGCCGGGUGGCCGUCCCCGUCCUGGUCAAGGACGGCAAGCCGUGCCAGGCGGGCUCCAACGCGCCCACGGCGGCGGCGCUCCAGGGCCACCAUCAGCAGCAGGCGGCAGCCACCGCCAUCACCGUGGCCUCCAAUGGCGCCAGCCUGGGACAGCAUCAGAGCCACCAAGCCAGCAGCGCGGGGCAGUCGCCAGACCUCGGGCAACACGCCGGCAACAGCCCCUCCUCCCUGCAGAGCCAGGUCUCGGCUUUGUCCCACCUGAACUCCUCCAGUUCUGACUAUGGGACGGCCAUGUCGUGCUCCACCUUGCUAUACGGGAGGACCUGGUGAAAGGGGCCGCCCGGCCUCCGCUGGGCCCGGGCCCGCGCCUGCUCUUGUCCGACGGGCCGACCCUUUCCUUUCUUUUCUUUUCUCACCCCCUCCUCCCUUGACUUCUACCCCCCCACACACAUACACGCCUUGUUCUUCUUUUUUAAAAAUCAGAAAAGUGGGGAGGGGUGUGUCGUUGGACGGAGAAAAAGAAGCAGACCUAAGUUUGAAACGGUUGUCGCUGAAGCAUCAUCUGGAGGAGUCGGUGGCCAGGAGACUCAGUAAGGACCAUGCACCCGCGGCUUGACGUGGAUCUCCACUGGACGCUUGUAUGUACAGAUAAAAACCUUGGGGCAAGGGUGGGUGUUUUCUUCCCUCCCCCACAAAAAAAACUCUUUAGCGUCCUCUCCCUCCAGAUUAUGCACACACGAAGGACCCAGGGCCCUCAGCCCAGUGAAUGGAUGGCGACACUGACCCGAUCAUGGCUUAGCUCCCCACCCCCACCCCUUCUGUUUGAUGUGAACC